This is a messenger RNA of Linum tenue, 483 nucleotides long. The record is from the annotation of a GenBank genome assembly. Lineage: Eukaryota; Viridiplantae; Streptophyta; Magnoliopsida; Malpighiales; Linaceae.
AUGGGAUACGCAGCUCCUGAAUACAUCCAAUUGGGACGCCUCACAUCCAAAAGCGAUGUGUGGAGUUAUGGCGUUUUCCUGUAUGAACUCCUCACAGGUAGGUGGCCCCUGGACCGAAACCGGCCCAAGAACGAGCAAAAGCUCUUGGAGUGGGUGAAGCCGUACCUAUCAGAGAAGAGGUUCCAACAUAUUUUGGACCCCAGGCUGGAGGGGAGAUUCCGGCUAAGGUCAGCCCAGAAGCUUGCUAACAUAGCGAACAUGUGUUUGGUCAGAAAUCCAAAAGCACGUCCAAAGAUGAGUGAGGUGCUAGAAUUGGUGAACCGAGUGGUGGAUUCAUCGAUAGAGCCAUCGAGCCCUGAACGAAGCUUCAAGAACUCGGUGUCAAUGGGGAACAAGAGGAAAGCAGAUUCAAGUGCCCGACACCAUAGCAGUAGCAGGUGGUUCAUGGGAAUGUGCUCUCCAAGCCUUGUCAAAACAUGCUGA